AUGUCUGUAGAUCAGACAACCGUCCCCGUCCCCCCUGUUGUUCCAAAGGGCCUGCUGUUCGUUUGCCCCACAUGCUCAAAACGGUUCACCAGAAAAGACUACUUGACAAGACAUGAGCUCAACCACAACGAUGUCAAACCAUUCAAGUGCGAGCAGUGUAACUUGUCUUUCACACGAAGUGAUUUAUUAGCUAAACAUUUCCGAUCCAAGGCCCAUCAGCGAGCCCGCACCAAAAUUGAAGGAUCUUCCGCUACGAUCUUCAACCAAACCCCCAAGAUAAUAACGUCUCACAACAAUACCCUAACAAAUCCUUCUGCCAAAAACACUACUGAUAAAAUUACCAAUCUUACUACUGGUGCUACUACAAAAAAUACUAAUAAAAGCAGGGCAAAAAGAUUAUUCGAUCAGUCCAUCCAUCCAAUCAGUUCCUAUGCCUUAUUCAAUAAUGAUCUUAAAUCUUUCACCGAUCCCACAAGCAUUGGUUCAUUUUCCCCCCCUGCCUCAUUAUCAUCAUCGUCGCUAAAAUCCCCAUCAAUCACUGAUGAAUCAGAACCACAGCGCAAGAAAUUCAAAAGAUUGGGGAUCGCUAAUUUUUUAAAUGAUCAAGAUGAAAAAAUCCACGCGCCACCUCCCCAGCCCUCAAUCAUCCUUCCCUCAUUGUCCUUGGGUGCAACAUCGUCAAUGAUUCCCGGUACCAACAUUCAUAUGAAUUUCACGAACCGUGGGGAUAUCACCCCAAACAAUUCGCAAAUUGAUGUUGGAAUGAACACUCUUCAAGGAUCAUCAACAUCAACAUCAUCAACAUCAUCAUCAUCAUUGACAAAUCAAAACCCUUCGGGAAUACCUGAUAAAGGCAUCAACAAUCAUCAUCGUCAAUAUCAACCAGUCCACAAUGCGGGAGAUAACGGGGCCAGUAGAUUGCAGAAUUUUGUAUUCGACAGCAAUAAUCAGCAACCUAAUCAUUUAUUCCCUACUCCUCAUAAUAAUAAUAAUUCGGUAUUCAAUGCGUUUUCCCAAACCCCCGAUAUGGCUGGUGGGUUCAUUGAUAAUUUGUUAUGGCUAUUUAGCGAUGUAUCUCCAUUAACCGAUGGCAGUAUCAAUAAUAGCAUUGGUAAAAGCGUUGCCGCAAAUUCUGCGACUAAUUACAAUACUCCUUCUAUGCAAAGCAUGGAGAGAUCUAAUUAUUUCGAUCUCAAUCCCGUCGUUUAUAAAUCACCCGAUAAUUCCCUGACCGAGUCGUUGGUGAUUAAUAUUGACAACGCCACCAGAACCAGCAUCAUCAAUGUGUUUGCCACGGUAAAAGAAAUCAACAAUAUCCCAUUAUCAAGAUUUGACGAUUUUUUGGAUUUGUAUUGGUUCAAUUUUGCCCAAACUUUCCCGAUCAUCCAUAGACCAACUUUCAACCCCAAUACCGUCGACAUUUAUUUAUUGAUUAGCAUGUUAAUCAUUGGUAUGGCUUAUUCAUUGGAUAAGUUUGAGUACGAGCUUUCCAUAACCCUCAACAAAAAAUUCAGGAGAAUUAUCAAAGAUGUCGUCGAUGAAACUAUCGAACUACCUCUCCCGAUAAUUCAAUCUUUAGUACUCCAUAAUUUCUCUGCCAAGAACUACGGUGAUAUAAAAUUGACCCAGCUAGCCCUAAUAGACCAUGGCUCGAAUAUUUUGUACUUGAAAUUUAGCGGGAUGUUGGAUACUUUGACGGAGCCGGCAGUUUACCAGACAAGUGCCUGCCUGGAAAAAGAGAUUUCUGACCGAUGGCAUGAAUGGAUCUAUUAUGAGACUUGUAAAAGAACGGUGUUCUUUGAAUUUAUUUGUGAUACCCAGCACGUCACCUUCAGCAGAUUGAAAUUACUAUCGGCGUUCGACAUCAAAUUAGAACUACCGUGUACCGAUGAAGUGUGGUACGCUGCAAACCCUACGAAGUUCUUUGCAGAAUAUCAAAAGCAACCACAAGGAUUAUCUGAUAAAUUGAAGGUGGAGAUGCCAAUGGGGAGAGGCUAUAAUGCGGAAAUUACUAAAGAUGCAGAAAAUGAGAAAAAUCCUCCCCAUCAAAACAUUACACAACAAAAUAGAAGGUUCCCUAGUAAAAUUGGUCACGAACUGGCAGAAGGUGGUAAUAACAAUAAAAGUAACUCUAUUACUUCUACUACUACUACUACUACUACUACUACUAUUAUCAAUGAUAUUGGAAAUACCACCAGACCUGGUCAAGACCACCAUGCUUCAAAUAGCGCAGCUACAUUCACCCAUUCAAUUAAUAUGAUUAACAAAUGGCCCAGUUUCUUAUGGAGCUUGAAAUCGAUGAUGAUGGAAUACAAGGAAAACCAAAAGGAUUACUCCCUCAAUUGCUACUCGUUAUUUUCACGGUACAUCAUUCUCCACGGUCUAAUGCGUACUUGUUGGGAUAUGAGAUCUCAAGGUUUCCUUGACUUGGGGGUUGCCUCAAAGGAGAAAUUGAAUGAGUUUUUCAAAAAAUUGGAGCGGGCAUUUUUGAAUUGGAGAGGUUAUUUUGAUUUCCACAUGAGAUUAUACGAUACCCAAUCGCGGAAGAAAGAAACCAGGGCAACAACAACAACUUUGUCCAUCAAUAAUAAUAGUAAUAAUAAUAUCCAUGAUAUAGAUGGUCCGCUCCUGAAAUCCCAAGCCAAUGAGAUAAACCGAGUGUUUCUUAACAAUUACUCUCCUACUAAUGGCUCAUGGGCCAACCUUAGCUUCUACUAUACUGGGCUUUUCACACUUUAUGCCGAUAUCACCGCGAUCAAGAAAUUUGCCAGUGAAUGCAAAUCGUUCUAUACCAAGGACAGAAAUUCUACUUAUAAAGAUAUGAACGAAAUGGAACGUGAACUGAACCAAAUGCAUAUCAGACAAUGGGCCAGGUCCCUCAAUGGUGAACUAGCACUUGUUGAAGCCAGUAAGUUCUUGACCUUGGUGUUUAAACAUGAAGGGACGGUGAACACGUUUUCCCACGUUCCAGGAACCAUGUAUUUAGCGGCUAUUAUGAUUUGGUGCCUUGAGACCAAUAGAAAUUGUUCUAGUGUGCCGUCAUUGUUGACGACUUCCAAUGACCAACCGGAAAAAACCGAACAAAAAUUGUGUAUUAACAGUUUCCCCAACUACGUCGCCGGCCACCGGGUGACAAAAGAGGGUCAUGAUGCUGAUUAUUCUCGGUCAUUUUUCAAUUUCAACUUGAACGCCAACAAGUAUUUCGACAUUUAUGGCUCUGUGAAACAUGAACUCGCAUGUGAAGAUGCGGUCCUGUACUUUGAAAUGGUAAUUGAUGGACCGGGAUGUAUGGCUGGUUCCAGCAGAUCCCCUAGUUGUCAGCAGGAUGACGGGACGAAACAACAAGGAAAAAAGGGUGACAUUGACCCAGUGAUGAUUAAAAGAAAACGAGUUUGUGAGGAUAGACAGACUAAAGCUCCAGGGGUGAUCUGUUAUGUGUUACAUCUCUUGAGGAGUUGUAAAUGGAGUUACUCGAUCGACUUGGUGCAGAAGUUAGAAUACGUGAUAGGAAUCCAUGCUGACAAGCAAUUUCAGAGAAAUCGGGCUGGUCAAGAGAGUAUUCUUUAG
Molecule: messenger RNA, 3567 nt
Organism: Saccharomycopsis crataegensis
Lineage: Eukaryota; Fungi; Ascomycota; Saccharomycetes; Ascoideales; Saccharomycopsidaceae
Product: C2H2 finger domain transcription factor
Exons: 1
Coding region: 1-3567 (1188 amino acids)
Biological process (GO): regulation of transcription by RNA polymerase II; DNA-templated transcription
Cellular component (GO): chromatin
Molecular function (GO): DNA-binding transcription factor activity, RNA polymerase II-specific; RNA polymerase II cis-regulatory region sequence-specific DNA binding; zinc ion binding
Source: RefSeq, a predicted model, not a curated record